UGCCCGUAUACCAGGCGCACAAAAGAAACAGUAAGUUGUUAACAACAAAUCCAAGAAAAACCUUUGCUGUUGUGCCGGUCGUAAAGUUUUUACUGUGUUUGUAAACAAAGUUUGGUACUGCACCCGUAGUUGGCAACGCAAUUGCUUCCAUAUGUUUUCUGUUCGCUUGGUCCAAUUGGGAAGUUUGCUUAUUGGAAUUUACGCUAAAUAUUUUUUUAACUUUUUUUUAUCUUAAUCGAUUCAGCGCUUACACACAUAACAUAUGAGAGCACUUAUGUUAAUACCAUGGUGAUCAGAGUAAAAAAAAACUUUAUGGCAUGUAUUUGGUAGAAGAACCGCAAAACCAACGGCACAAACUUUUACCAUUUCACAAUAAUCAGCAAUAAAUUUUUUUAUAGCAUAGUUGGCAACGUCCUCAUAUUGUUAAUUUCAUUUGUGUUGACGCACCAACAGCUGGUGCAUUUCAUUUCUGCACGUGUUUCACAACAAAAGAUUUUUUGGAAAAAUACGCAUUAAAUUUUGUAAAAAUUAGUUAUUAGUUAACUGCUAAAGCCACAACUUUCGUACUUCUAUCGUUUUAUUUUUUAGUUUCAAUAAGAAAUACACAUAAUGGAGUACAUAGAGCCAAAAGCGCUACCUGCCAAAACCGCGAUGAUUCUGUGUUGCGAAUGUGGUGUACCAAUUGAACCGAAUCCAUCAAAUAUGUGUGUGACAUGUCUGCGUAACCAUGUGGACAUUACCGAGGGUAUCCCCAAACAGGCGGUGUUGCAUUUUUGUCGUAAUUGUGAACGUUACCUUCAACCACCCGGUGAAUGGGUAUCAGCAGCAUUGGAAUCGCGUGAAUUAUUGGCUUUAUGUUUGAAAAAGUUGAAGGGCUUAAAGGAGGUGAAGUUAGUGGAUGCCGGGUUCGUCUGGACCGAACCACAUUCCAAACGUCUCAAAGUCAAAUUGACAGUACAUGGUGAAAUUAGUGGAGGCACUGUUCUGCAACAAGUGUUUAUAGUGGAAUUCACAGUGCAAAAUCAAAUGUGUGAUGAUUGUCAUCGCACCGAAGCGAAAGAUUUCUGGCAUUGUUUGGUGCAAGUGCGUCAACGCGCCGAAAACAAGAAGACAUUCUACUACUUGGAACAGCUGAUACUGAAACACAAGGCACAUGAAAACACUUUGGGUAUAAAACCAUUACAUGGCGGCUUAGAUUUCUAUUACGCCAAUUUCAAUCAUGCCAAGAAAAUGGUAGACUUCUUGCAAUAUAUGGUGCCUAUUAAGGUGACUACGUCCAAGCGGCUGAUUUCGCACGAUAUUCAUAGCAACAAUUUUAAUUACAAAUAUACUUGGUCUGUGGAAAUUGCGCCACUAUCGAAAGACAGCGCUGUUUGUUUAUCGAAGAAGUUACGUCAACAAUUGGGCAAUCUUUCCCCUAUUUGCUUAGUGUAUAAAGUUGCAACGGGUAUACAUCUGAUUGAUCCAAUGACUGCACAAAUAUCAGAAUUAUCCGGCCAAAUGUUUUUCCGCAAUCCUUUCGAGUCUUUAUGUGAUCCAAAGCAAUUGGUUGAGUACGUUGUUAUGGAUAUAGAACCUAUCAUGGAUAAAGACAGAAAACAUAUACCAGGCACCGGUCACAUCUCAUUCCGUCAUGUUUUAUGUGAUAUUUGGGUAGUACGUUCGUCAGAGUUGGGUAUCAACGAAAACACAAUACAUACACGAUCACAUCUUGGUCAUUUGCUAAAAGUUGGUGAUUCUGUGAUGGGAUAUAAUUUGGGUGAAGCGAAUUUAAACAACACCGAAUUUGAAAAUUUGUCUUCAGAUCAAAUACCCGAUGUAGUGCUGGUGCGUAAAUGCUAUGCAGACCGUCAAACACGUACCAAUAGUCGUAAUUGGAAAUUGCGUCAUUUGGCCGAUGAAGCCACAGAUGAGCGUAGUAAACAUGAUUUCCAUGAGUUCCUCGAGGAUUUGGAAGAGGAUGUAGAUUAUCGCAAACAGAUUAAUAUAUAUCGUGAUGCAAAGAAAACACUGCCCGUAGAUAGUAAUGACACACAAGAGGCAAACAAUAGUGUACCGCACAUAACGCUGGCCGAAAUGUUGGAAGAUUUGGCAUUGGAUUGUGCAGAUGACGCAAUGGGCGAUGAUAAUGAUGAUGAGGAAGGUGGUGCAGGUCAAUAAAUUACUGUUACAUAUAUGUUUUUAAUGGAAUAUUUGAAGAUAAUUUAAUAAAAGGAAUUAUUUUG
Messenger RNA from Ceratitis capitata (Mediterranean fruit fly), 2225 nucleotides. RefSeq names its product 60S ribosomal export protein NMD3 (gene Nmd3). The record is from RefSeq and is a predicted model, not a curated record. Gene Ontology annotation, cellular component: nucleus; cytoplasm. Gene Ontology annotation, biological process: ribosomal large subunit export from nucleus. The transcript has a single exon. Gene Ontology annotation, molecular function: ribosomal large subunit binding. The coding region runs from base 610 to 2160 and encodes 516 amino acids. NCBI's taxonomy places the organism in Eukaryota, Metazoa, Arthropoda, Insecta, Diptera, Tephritidae.